AUGGCGGACUUGCCCAAGCCCACCGGGGCCGUGCGUCCCAUCUCAGGUCUGGCCCGCCGGGUGCUGACUGUGGGCUUCGCCCUGCUCAUCCUGGGCCUCAUAACCUGGGCCUACGCAGCCGGCGUGCCUCUGGCCUCGGACCGCCACGGCCUCCUGGCUUUCGGCCUCUAUGGCGCCUUCCUGUGCGCGCACCUGGUGGCGCAGAGCCUUUUUGCUUUCCUGGAGCACCGGCGCGUGAGGGUGCAGGCACGGCGGACUCCGGGCUGGCUAGGGGGGCCAGGCUGCCGGGUACCCAGCGUGGCGCUGACCAUCUCGGCCUACCAGGAGGACCCUGCCUACCUGCGCCAGUGCCUGGCAUCGGCGCGUGCCCUGCACUACCCACGCGCACAGCUGCGUGUGAUCAUGGUGGUGGACGGGAACCGGGCCGAGGACCUCUACAUGCUGGACAUGUUCCGCCAGACCUUCGCUGACGAGGACCCUGCCACUUUCGUGUGGGAUGGCAACUACCACCAGCCCUGGGAACCUGCGGCCCCGCCAAGCCCCCCUGCUGGUGCCUACCGGGAGGUAGAGGCUGAGGACCCAGGGCGGCUGGCGGUGGAGGCCCUGGUGCGGACACACCGGUGUGUGUGCAUUGCCCAGCGCUGGGGCGGCAAGCGCGAGGUCAUGUACACAGCCUUCAAGGCACUGGGCGACUCUGUGGACUAUGUGCAGGUGUGCGACUCAGACACCAGACUGGACCCCAUGGCCCUGCUAGAGCUGGUGCGGGUGCUGGAGGAAGACCCCCGAGUGGGGGCCGUCGGGGGGGACGUGCGCAUCCUCAACCCUCUGGACUCCUGGGUCAGCUUCCUGAGCAGCCUGCGGUACUGGGUGGCCUUCAACGUGGAGCGGGCAUGCCAGAGCUACUUCCACUGCGUGUCCUGCAUCAGUGGGCCCCUGGGCCUGUAUAGGAACAGUCUUCUGCAGCAGUUCCUGGAGGCGUGGUAUAACCAGAAGUUCCUGGGCACCCACUGCACCUUUGGGGACGACCGGCACCUAACCAACCGCAUGCUCAGCAUGGGCUAUGCCACCAAGUACACAGCUCGCUCCCGCUGUUACUCAGAGACGCCGUCAUCCUUCCUGCGCUGGCUCAGCCAGCAGACGCGCUGGUCCAAGUCCUACUUCCGAGAGUGGCUGUACAACGCACUGUGGUGGCACCGGCACCACGCGUGGAUGACCUACGAGGCGGUGGUCUCUGGCCUCUUCCCCUUCUUUGUGGCUGCCACGGUGCUGAGGCUGUUCUAUGCGGGGCGCCCAUGGGCACUGCUGUGGGUGCUGUUGUGUGUACAGGGGGUGGCCCUGGCCAAGGCCGCCUUCGCCGCCUGGCUGCGUGGCUGUCUGCGCAUGGUGCUCCUGUCCCUCUAUGCGCCCCUCUACAUGUGCGGCCUGCUGCCCGCCAAGUUCCUGGCACUGGUCACCAUGAACCAGAGUGGCUGGGGCACCUCGGGCCGGAGGAAGCUGGCAGCUAACUAUGUACCUUUGGUACCACUGGCCCUCUGGGCUUUACUGCUGCUGGGAGGCCUGCUCCGCAGUGUGAUCCAGGAGGCCCAGGCCGACUGGAGUGGCCCUGCGCGGGCAGCAGAGGCUCUGCACCUGGCCACCGGGGCCGGGGCCUAUGUGGGCUACUGGGUGGUCAUGCUGACCCUAUACUGGGUGUGUGUGAGGAGACUGUGUCGGCGGCGGUCAGGUGGCUACCAAGUUCAGGUAUGAGGCACCACGCCAAGGUCUUCAGCCCAGAACCAUUUGUGAGGGAACUCUCUGGGCCUCAGUUUACCUCCUCUGUGAAGAGAGGGGACCUGGACUGCAGUGGGGCUAGGACUUGUGGAUUUCUGGGGAGGGGUAUUUAUUAUUCAGGGUGUGGGGAUUUAGGAUGGGGAAAAAGGGCCCCCAUUUUCUCCCUGUUCUCAUUUCAUCUCUGUUUGUACUGUGAUUAGGAAGUAAUAAAGAAUUUUAUUUAUUUUCUUCGGAGUGCCAUCUCUAGUUUUUGAGAAUGUAGGAGACUGCAUGAAGGUGGGGCAGGGGGCCUCUGGACUU
This is a messenger RNA of Perognathus longimembris pacificus (Pacific pocket mouse), 2070 nucleotides long. It is a transcript of the gene Has1, whose product is annotated as hyaluronan synthase 1. Gene Ontology annotation, molecular function: hyaluronan synthase activity. The coding region runs from base 1 to 1746 and encodes 581 amino acids. Gene Ontology annotation, biological process: hyaluronan biosynthetic process; extracellular matrix assembly. The record is from RefSeq and is a predicted model, not a curated record. NCBI's taxonomy places the organism in Eukaryota, Metazoa, Chordata, Mammalia, Rodentia, Heteromyidae. The transcript is spliced from 5 exons.